AUGGCCCUCCUCGACUCGGCCAUUGUGGCCUACAACUACUUUGUCUCGCUUUCGCUAACCCAGCAAGUGCUGAUCAUUGUCUUUGCUCCGUUCAUCUACAACAUCGUAUGGCAAUUCUUGUACUCGUUGAGAAGAGACAGAGCCCCGCUCGUUUUCCACUGGAUUCCAUGGUUCGGUUCAGCCAUCCCUUUCGGUAUGGCUCCUUACAAGUUCUUUGAAGACUCUCGUCAGAAGUACGGUGAUGUGUUCGCCUUCAUGUUGUUGGGCAGAACCAUGACUGUCUACUUGGGUCCCAAGGGCCACGAGUUUGUGUUCAACUCUAAGUUGAAUGAAACCAACGCUGAGGACGCCUACAAGCAUUUGACCACUCCUGUGUUUGGAAAGGGUGUCAUUUAUGACUGUCCCAACCACAGACUCAUGGAGCAAAAGAAGUUUGCCAAAUACGCUUUAACCAGAGAUGCCUUCAAGACUUAUGUCCCUAAGAUCAGAGAAGAAAUAAUCAGCUACUUCAAGAACCCUGAAGGUUUCAACAUGGGAGAAAAGAACAGCGGUGUCGCCAACAUCAUGAAGACCCAACCAGAACUUACCAUUUUUACUGCCUCCAGAUCGUUGUUGGGAGACGAUAUGAGAAAAAGAUUCGAUGCCUCGUUCGCCCAGUUAUUCUCGGACUUGGACAAGGGAUUCACUCCACUCAACUUUGUAUUCACUAACUUGCCAUUGCCUAACUACAGAAAGAGAGACAACGCCCAACAGAAGAUCUCGGCUACUUACAAGUCGUUGAUUGAAAAGAGAAGAGCAACUGGUGAUGUUGACCCCAACAGAGAUUUGAUCGACUCGUUGAUGACUUACUCGACCUACAAGGACGGUGUCAAGAUGACCGACCAGGAAAUCGCCAACCUUUUGAUCGGUAUUCUUAUGGGUGGCCAACAUACCUCUGCUGCCACCUCUGCUUGGUUCUUGUUGCACUUGGGAGCUAGACCGGACUUGCAAGACGAACUUUUUGAAGAAGUCUCAAACAUAUUGAAAGAAAAGGGUACCUCCAACUUGAACGACUUGUCGUACGAAGACUUGCAGAACAUGACUUUGACCAACAAUGUUAUCAAGGAAACCUUGAGAUUGCACAUGCCCUUGCACUCCAUCUUCAGAAAAGUCAGCAAGCUGUUACUCGUUCCAAACACCAACUACACCGUUCCUGCUGGCCAUUAUGUCUUGGUUUCCCCAGGUUACACACAAACUUCUGACAGAUUCUUCCCUAAUGCUAGCACGUUCGAUCCACACAGAUGGGACAGCAACAACCUUGCAGACAAGAAUGCUGAUGAAGGCACCGUUGACUAUGGUUUUGGUGCUGUUUCCAAGGGUGUUUCGUCUCCAUACUUACCAUUCGGUGGUGGUAGACAUAGAUGUAUCGGUGAACAGUUUGCCUAUGUGCAAUUGGGUACGAUUUUGUCUGCUUUUGUGUACAACGUCAAGUGGAGCUUGAAGGGAGAAAAGGUUCCAGCCAAUGAUUUCACAUCAAUGGUUGUUUUGCCAGAAGAGCCAGCUGAAAUCAUCUGGGAAAAGAGAAAAACCUGUACUUUCUAG
Scheffersomyces stipitis CBS 6054 is the source of this 1581-nucleotide messenger RNA. RefSeq names its product sterol 14-demethylase (gene ERG11). The record is from RefSeq and is a predicted model, not a curated record. The transcript has a single exon. Gene Ontology annotation, molecular function: iron ion binding; monooxygenase activity; heme binding. Bases 1 to 1581 code for a protein of 526 amino acids. Gene Ontology annotation, biological process: ergosterol biosynthetic process. Lineage: Eukaryota; Fungi; Ascomycota; Pichiomycetes; Serinales; Debaryomycetaceae.